This is a messenger RNA of Didymosphaeria variabile, 6846 nucleotides long. It is a transcript of the gene ACC1, whose product is annotated as acetyl-coenzyme-A carboxylase. The record is from RefSeq and is a predicted model, not a curated record. The transcript is spliced from 4 exons. Lineage: Eukaryota; Fungi; Ascomycota; Dothideomycetes; Pleosporales; Didymosphaeriaceae. Gene Ontology annotation, biological process: fatty acid biosynthetic process. Gene Ontology annotation, molecular function: ATP binding; metal ion binding; acetyl-CoA carboxylase activity. The coding region runs from base 1 to 6846 and encodes 2281 amino acids.
AUGGCCGGAGCUCAGCAAAACGGCACCAAUGGCUCUGCCAAUGGUAGCCCGAGCUCUUCGGCCGCAAAAUACAACCUCGCACCGCAUUUCAUCGGCGGGAACCAUCUCGGUGCAGCGGCGCCCGGCAAGGUCAAGGACUUUGUGGCCGCUCAGGAUGGUCACACCGUCAUCACAAACGUCCUCAUUGCCAACAACGGUAUUGCUGCAGUCAAGGAGAUCCGCUCCGUGCGGAAGUGGGCAUACGAGACCUUUGGCGAUGAGCGGGCCAUCCAGUUCACCGUCAUGGCCACGCCCGAGGAUCUGCAGGCGAACGCAGAGUACAUCCGCAUGGCUGACCAGUACGUUGAGGUGCCGGGAGGUACCAACAACAACAACUACGCCAACGUCGAGCUGAUUGUCGAUAUUGCCGAGCGUAUGAAUGUUCACGCCGUGUGGGCAGGAUGGGGUCACGCAUCCGAGAACCCAAAGCUCCCCGAAUCGCUCGCCGCCUCCCCGAAGAAGAUCGUUUUCAUUGGUCCACCAGGGUCCGCCAUGCGGUCGCUGGGAGACAAGAUCUCGUCCACAAUCGUCGCACAGCACGCCAAGGUGCCUUGCAUCCCAUGGUCGGGAGAGGGCGUAGAUCAGGUCGUGGUCGAUGACAAGGGCAUUGUCACCGUCGAGGAAAGCGUCUACGACAAGGGCUGCACCAAGACACCUGAAGAGGGUCUGGAGGCAGCCAAGAAGAUUGGCUUCCCUGUCAUGGUGAAGGCCUCGGAAGGUGGUGGCGGAAAGGGCAUUCGAAAGGUCGAAAGUGAGGAAGACUUCAUCCCGCUGUACAAGGCGGCGGCGUCGGAAAUUCCUGGCUCGCCUAUUUUCAUCAUGAAGCUCGCAGGCACUGCACGUCAUUUGGAAGUGCAGCUGCUCGCUGACCAGUAUGGUAACAAUAUCUCGCUGUUUGGUCGUGACUGCUCCGUCCAGCGACGACACCAGAAGAUCAUUGAGGAAGCGCCUGUAACGGUUGCCACACCAAAGACUUUCCACGAGAUGGAGAAGGCGGCUGUAGCUCUCGGCAAGCUCGUCGGCUACGUCUCCGCUGGUACAGUCGAGUACCUCUACUCGCACGCCGACGACAAGUUCUACUUCCUAGAGCUGAACCCCCGUCUUCAAGUCGAGCACCCUACCACUGAGAUGGUCACUGGCGUUAAUCUCCCAGCUGCCCAGCUUCAGAUUGCCAUGGGUCUCCCUCUGCACCGCAUUCGCGACAUCAGAUUGCUUUAUGGCGCGGACCCUCACACCAGCACUCCCCUAGACUUCGACUUCGACAAGGAGGGCAGCGUCCAGAAGCAGCGACGACCCACUCCCAAGGGCCACUGCACUGCCUGCCGUAUCACAUCCGAAGAUCCUGACGAGGGUUUCAAGCCUUCUGGCGGUACAAUGCACGACCUCAACUUCAGGAGUAGCUCGAACGUUUGGGGUUACUUCUCCGUCAGUUCCGCUGGUGGUAUCCACAGCUUCUCCGAUUCCCAAUUCGGUCACAUUUUCGCUUAUGGCGAGAACCGACAAGCAUCACGGAAACACAUGGUCGUUGCGCUCAAGGAAUUGAGCAUUCGUGGUGACUUCAAGACCACCGUCGAGUACCUUAUCAAGCUUCUUGAGACCCCUGCUUUCGAAGACAACACCAUUACCACUGGCUGGUUGGACGAACUGAUCUCCAAGAAGCUCACUGCCGAGCGCCCUGAUCCCAUGAUCGCUGUUGUAUGCGGUGCCGUCACCAAGGCGCACGUUGCGAGCGAAGACUGCAUUACUGAGUACAAGACCAGCCUUGAGAAGGGUCAGGUUCCUUCCAAGGAUGUUCUCAAGACCGUGUUCCCCAUCGACUUUAUCUACGAGGGUUUCCGGUACAAAUUCACUGCCACCCGAUCCAGCAUCGACAGCUUUACUCUCUUCAUCAACGGUUCAAAGUGCUCCGUUGGUGUAAGAGCACUUGCUGAUGGUGGUCUUCUUGUGCUUCUCAGCGGCAAGUCCCACAGCGUGUACUGGAAGGAGGAGGUCGGCGCUACUCGUGUCUCCGUCGAUGGAAAGACCGCGCUUCUGGAACAAGAGAACGACCCUACUCAGCUCCGCACGCCGUCUCCUGGUAAACUCGUCAAAUUCACUGUUGAGAACGGCGACCACAUUAAGAAGGGACAACCUUUCGCCGAAGUCGAAGUCAUGAAGAUGUACAUGCCGCUCAUUGCACAGGAGGACGGUAUUGUCAGCCUAAUCAAGCAGCCCGGAGCUACCCUUGAAGCCGGUGACAUUCUUGGUAUACUCGCACUGGAUGACCCCUCUAAGGUGAAGUCGGCUCAGCCAUUUGUGGGCCUGCUUCCCGAUCUCGGUCCGCCGCAGGUCAUGGGUAACAAGCCGCCGCAGAGGUUCGCCUACCUGUUUGGCGUUGUUAUGCACAUUCUACAAGGUUUCGACAACCAGGUCAUCAUGCAGAGCACACUGAAAGAGCUUGUCGAGGUCCUCCGUGACUCUGAGCUGCCAUACGGUGAGUGGAUCGCACAGGCUUCUGCUCUCCACUCUCGCAUGCCCCAGAAGCUUGACACAACCUUGUCCGAAGUUGUCGAGCGCGCCCACAAGCGAAACCUAGAAUUCCCUGCCAAGCAACUCGCGAAGGCUUUCCAACGCUUCCUUGACGAGAAUGUUCCCGGGAACGAUGCAGAGCUUUUGAAGGCCGGUCUGUCACCCCUGACCGAGAUCAUCGACCGCUACGCCGACGGGCUCAAGGCGCAUGAAUACCACGUUAUGAUCCGCAUUCUGGAGCAGUACUGGACCGUUGAGAACCUGUUCUCCAACCGUGCUGGCCGGGAUGAGGAGGUCAUCCUCAAGUUGCGUGACGAGAACCGGGGCAACAUUGUUCCUGUCGUUCACACAGUUCUCUCUCACACCAGAGUCAACGCUAAGAACAACCUUCUUAUUGCAAUUCUAGACCUUUACCGGCCCAACAAGCCUGGUGCUGGUAAUGUUGCCAAAUACUUCAAGGAUGCUCUCAAGAAGCUUACUGAGCUCGAAUCCCGACAAACUGCCAAGGUUUCUUUGAAGGCUCGUGAGGUGCUCAUUCAGUGCGCCAUGCCUUCCCUCGAAGAGCGUACUUCGCAGAUGGAGCACAUUCUCCGUUCCGCCGUUGUUGAGUCUCGAUACGGCGAGAGUGGUUGGGAUCACCGCGAGCCCAAUUUCGAGGUCAUCAAGGAAGUCGUUGACUCCAGGUACACUGUCUUCGAUGUGCUGCCUCAGUUCUUCGUCCACCAAGAUCCAUGGGUAGCUCUCGCUGCUCUGGAAGUAUACACUCGUCGCGCCUACCGCGCCUACCAGCUCAAGGACAUACACUACCAUACGGACAGCGAGCAGCCAUACCUCCUAUCUUGGGACUUUAUCCUUCGCAAAGUUGGCGAGCAAGAGUAUGGCCUACCUGUCGAGGCUUCACAGCCUGGCACACCAAGCACGCCUGCAUUUGAGCGACCUCCUCGCAUUCACUCUAUCAGUGAUCUAUCUUAUCUGAACUCGAGGGUAGAGGGCGAGCCUAGUCGCAAGGGUGUGGUUGUUCCCGUGGAAUACUUAGACGACGUCGAUGAGUCCAUCGGCAAGGCCCUUGAGAUCUUCCCAUCGCUUAGUGCGAAAAAGAGCGCUGUCAACCUCAGGGACACCAUGACCUUGAAGCGUACUCCUACUUCUGGAGCGAACGUCAAUCAGACUCCUGAUGAACUUACCGGGGUACUGAACGUUGCCGUUCGCGACGUGGAGAGCUUCGAUGACAAGGAGAUCAUGGAGCGCAUCUUGCCCAUCGUAAAGGAGUACAAGGAAGAGCUCUUGGCCCGCCGUAUCCGCCGUCUUACAUUCGUGUGCGGUCACAAGGAUGGAACCUACCCUGGUUACUACACUUUCCGUGGCCCUCACUACGCCGAAGACGACAGCAUUCGUCACGUGGAACCCGCUCUUGCCUUCCAGCUCGAGCUUGGUCGUCUGUCCAAGUUCAACAUCAAACCGGUCUUCACGGAGAACCGAAAUAUUCACAUUUACGAGGCCGUGGGCAAGGGUGCUGAGAGCGACAAGCGCUACUUUUUGAGGGCUGUCGUUCGUUCCGGCCGCCUUCGGGAGGACAUUCCUACCGCCGAGUACAUGAUCUCCGAGACAGACAGGUUGAUGACCGAUAUUCUCGAUGCUCUUGAAAUCGUCGGAACCUCUCAAGCUGACAUGAACCACAUCUUCAUCAACUUCUCUCACGUUUUCCCGCUCGCGCUAAGCGAGAUUGAGGAAGCCAUUGGUGGUUUCUUGGACCGCUUCGGUCGUCGUCUUUGGCGUCUGCGUGUUACUGGUGCUGAGAUCCGCAUCAUCGUAACCGACCCUACAACUGGUGCUCCCUAUCCUCUGCGCGUCGUCAUCACCAACACUUCGGGCUAUGUCAUCAACGUGGAAAUGUAUGCUGAGCGCAAGUCUGAGAAGGCUGGCCGAUGGGUCUUCCACAGCGUUGGUGGAACGACCAAGAUGGGUGCUCUUCAUCUCCAGCCCGUCAACACUCCCUACCCCACCAAGGGCGCUCUGCAGCCAAAGCGUUACAAGGCUCAUCUCAUGGGUACUCAAUACGUUUACGACUUCCCUGAGCUCUUCCGCCAGGCUACAGAGAACAGCUGGAACAACGCUGUUGCCAAACACCCUCACCUGAGCGACAAGCAGCCGUCAAAGGGAGAGUGCAUUGAGUACUACGAGUUGGUGCUCGAUGACAACGAUAACUUGAUUGAGGUGAACCGUGAUUCAGGCACCAACACCAUUGGUAUGGUUGGAUGGAUCGUCACGGCCAAGACACCAGAGUAUUCACGUGGCCGCCGUUACAUCAUUAUUGCCAAUGACAUUACCUUCAAGAUUGGAUCAUUCGGCCCUCAGGAAGACAAAUUCUUCCACAAGUGUUCUGAGCUCGCUCGCAAGCUCGGCAUCCCCAGACUUUACCUAUCCGCCAACUCUGGUGCACGCAUUGGUCUCGCUGAAGAGCUCAUCCCUCAUUUCUCCGUUGCGUGGAAGGAUGCCAGCAAGCCUGAAUCUGGGUUCGAGUAUCUCUACCUGACGCCAGAGAAGUACAAGGCCUUCAUUGACGGUCAGCGCGAGGAUGUGAUCUGCGAGAAGGUCGUCAUCGAAGGUGAAGAGCGAUACAAGAUCACCACGGUCAUUGGUCGUGAAGAUGGUCUCGGUGUCGAGUCUCUCCGUGGAUCGGGUCUGAUUGCUGGUGAAACCUCAAGGGCUUAUGAGGACAUCUUCACCAUCACUUUGGUCACUUGCCGUUCAGUUGGUAUUGGUGCCUAUCUUGUCCGCCUCGGCCAGCGUGCUAUCCAGAUUGAGGGUCAGCCUAUCAUUCUCACUGGUGCUCAAGCUAUCAACAAGCUCCUUGGACGUGAAGUGUACACUUCCAACCUCCAGCUCGGUGGCACUCAAAUCAUGUACAGGAACGGUGUUUCUCACAUGACCGCCGAGGACGACUUUGAGGGUGUGUCCAAGAUCGUCAAGUGGAUGGCAUACGUACCCGACAAGAAGGGCAACCCAGUUCCCGUUUCCCCGACCGCAGACGAGUGGGAUCGUGACGUCACCUACUAUCCUCCUGGCAAAUCUGCCUACGAUGUCAGGCAUCUGAUCGCAGGUAAAGAGGAUGAGGAUGGCUUCCAGGCUGGUCUGUUCGACCGCGGGUCCUUCGAGGAGGCUCUCGGUGGGUGGGCCAAGACUGUCGUUGUCGGUCGCGCUCGCCUUGGUGGUAUCCCCAUUGGUGUUAUUGGCGUUGAAACCCGCUCGGUUGAGAACGUUACACCGGCUGAUCCCGCCAACCCCGACUCCAUCGAGCAAGUCACGUCAGAAGCUGGUGGUGUUUGGUACCCCAACUCCGCUUUCAAGACCGCUCAGGCCAUCAAGGACUUCAACAAUGGUGAACAACUACCCUUAAUGAUCCUUGCCAACUGGCGUGGUUUCUCUGGUGGCCAGCGCGACAUGUACAACGAGGUGCUCAAGUAUGGUUCGUACAUUGUCGACGCCCUCGUCAAGUACGAGCAGCCCGUGUUCGUCUACAUUCCACCCUUCGGCGAGCUUCGCGGUGGAUCUUGGGUCGUUGUUGACCCGACCAUCAAUCCUCAAUACAUGGAAAUGUAUGCUGAUGAGGAUUCCCGCGGUGGUGUUCUGGAGCCGGAAGGUAUCGUCGGCAUCAAGUACCGCAAGGAACGCCAGCUCGAGACGAUGGCCCGCAACGACCCGACUUAUGGUGCUCUCAAGCGCAAGCUGAACGACCCUGCGACACCUCAGGACCAGCUCCAGAGCAUCAAGGCCGAAAUGACGGAGCGCGAACAGCUACUCCUGCCCGUAUACAGCCAGAUUGCACUUCAAUUUGCCGACCUGCACGACCGCGCCGGCCGCAUGGAGGCCAAGGGUGUCAUCCGCUCUGCCCUGCGAUGGCAAAAUGCGCGCCGUUUCUUCUACUGGCGCCUCCGUCGCCGUCUCAACGAGGAGUACAUCCUCAGGAAGCUUGCUACGGCGGCAGCACCUUCUUCCGCCGAUCACUCAUCUGCUAAGCUUGAUAACUAUACCCGUGCUAAGGGCCUUGAAAUGCUGAAGGCUUGGUGUGCGAUCCCCAAAUUCGACAACGAUGACAUGAGCGUCGCGGUAUGGUACGAGGAGAACAGGAAGACUGUACACGACCGCGUCGAGCUCCUGAAGAGGGACGGCAUUGCGCUUGAGGUUGCGCAGCUCAUGCGGAAAGAUCGUGAGGGUGGCCUUAAGGGUGUUAUGGCACUUUUGAGCACUCUGCCGACCAGCGAGAAGGAGGAAGUACUCAAGAUGUUGUCAAAAGCAUAA